Messenger RNA from Pseudopodoces humilis (Tibetan ground-tit), 3229 nucleotides. It is a transcript of the gene RNF169, whose product is annotated as ring finger protein 169. NCBI's taxonomy places the organism in Eukaryota, Metazoa, Chordata, Aves, Passeriformes, Paridae. Gene Ontology annotation, molecular function: ubiquitin-protein transferase activity; nucleosome binding. Gene Ontology annotation, cellular component: site of double-strand break; nucleus. The record is from RefSeq and is a predicted model, not a curated record. Gene Ontology annotation, biological process: double-strand break repair.
GGGCCCGGCGGCAGCAGGCCGAGCCCGCAGCCACCACGGCCGCCGGAGCAGCAGGCGGGGAGCAGCGGCCGCAGGACCAAGACUUUAUAUUCAGAGCACCCAUUAAAUUAAGCAAAACAGGAGAACUCCGAGAAGAAUAUGAAAGCCAGCUAAGGAAGCUGAGAGAAGAGAAGCUACAAGAAGAGAAGACAUCUGAGGAUCUGAUUCACAAGUUCAUUCUAGAUGACAUGGACGUAGGGAAAAGAAAAAUGGAGGAACAGCAGAAAAAGGAUGAAUCUGUAGUGCUGAAAGGGAACCAAGACUGUUUUCCUGAACGUCUCUCGGAUUCCGAGAAUGAAGAACCAUUCCAGGGCAAGCAAACCCAUCGGUCAGCUUUUGUUUCCAAGACCAGUGCCUACUCCUUUGCUCUCCUUUCAGGGAAUUUAAUCUCCAAGGUGGAGAGGAGUCAGAGCUGCAAUGACACCAUUCAGGAGAGAUCCAAGAGCAGGCAGAGAUCAGCCCCAGCCAUCAAAACAAAGGUGCUGCCCGCCACGGGCGCGUCGACGCCGCUGCUCGGGGUGCUGUCGUCCACGCAGAACAACCGCUGCCUGUCCGCCCCGGACCUGACGGCCGAGAAGCGCCUGGUCCUCAACGCCGUGUCCUCCCUGUCAGCCCUGCACAGGCCGGAGCGAUCCAUCAGCCCCGAGAGCAACGACAGCAUCUCGGAGGAGCUCAACCACUUCAAGCCUAUCGUCUGCUCCCCGUGCACUCCUCCAAAGAGGCUUCCCGACGGCAGAGUCCUGAGCCCCCUCAUCAUCAAAUCCACCCCCAGAAACCUGAACCGGAGCCUGCAGAAGCCAACAACCUAUGAGGCCAGUCCUAGAAUACUGAAAAAAUGGGAGCAGAUAUUUCAGGAGCGUCAGAUCAAAAAGACUCUCUCUAAAGCAACCCUUACAUCCUUGGCUUCAGAGCCUGGGGAAGACAUUGUGGUUCCUGAUAUCACCAGCUCCAACAGUUGCACUAAGGAGCAGCCACAAGUGCAGGAUGAUCACCUUCCACCUGACGCAACAGGAGAGCCUCGCCCUGAGCUGGAUUUCUUCCCUUCCGUCAGUGAAAUGAAGCUGGGAAGAGGGAGUGAGAAGAACAGAGGUUCACAGGCCUUAACCACUGAUGACAGUACUGCUGAACCAGAUGUGAGAUCAAACGUAACCUCCCUAAACAUAACCUCCCUAAACACACGAGUGGCUGAAGUCCCUGAUCUAAAAGUGAAUACAUUCACGGACAAAUCCUGUCUUAGUCUAGGCCCAAAAAUGCUGAGCAGGAGACUCAUGGGCGUCAGCGCAUCGCUGCCUGACAGCAGCACGCUCGGAGUCCCCAUCAAGCCAUCGGGGAAAAAGCAGCUGAAGUACCUGAACAACAGCGAGUUGAUCAACGUACAGAACAGCACCUGCAAUUCCGUGGAGAACAUCAUUGGGGAACAGCCGCCGCUGCUACGACGGGGCCGCAAGAGACGCUGCAAAACAAAGCACUUGGAGCACAACGGCUCCGUCAAAAGACUGAGGCACGUGGCAGGGGAGGUGGGCCUGCCUCCGGAGGUUCGGGACGUGGAGCAGAAGCUCCAGCAAGAGGAGGAGGACAGGAGGUUGGCCCUGCACCUGCAGCGGAUUUUCGACAGCGAGAACAGGACAGUGGAUAGACGGAAAGUCCGUGUGGACCGGUAUCUGCUGCGGUCCAAGAGCACUCUGGGUGCCAAGUAGCACUGCUGGAUGAUGUUGCCUUUCUAGAGGACAAUGAGGUUUAUCAGAUUAUCUUAUAGGAAAACUAUUUUUUGCCCUAGUUCCACCCACGCAAUUGUUUUUCUUUUUCGGUGGUAAGACAUUUCUAGGUCCAGUUCAGAGAAAAGCCAGCGUCCUUUCAGAUUUAAAAAAACAAAAAGAGAGAGAGAAUGAGAAAAAAAAUGCUCCGGUCCUCUCUGGUCCUUUGGUCUGAAGGAAUUGUCUGUCAUCCCUGUGAAUACACUGCAAGGCCUCCACACACAGCCUGGCACACCUGGGAUCCCCAGCUAGGAGGGUUGUGACCAUGGGGUAUGAGGACCAUCCCUUGCCAAGGGAAAUCUGAGCUCUGCUCAUGGAAAUUGUCUGAGAGUCUUCUCCUCUCUGCCUGCCCCAUUUUCUCCCUCAGGCUGCCUCUGGUUGUGGGGUCAGCCUCUUAUCUGUGCUCUGUAUUUCUUCUGGGGAGUCCUAAACAGAGUCCCCCCUAGUACUUCCAAAUGAAUGUAUCUCACUGUCUGCAGCAGCAGUACAGAUCAUUCAUCACUUUCUUGAAGCAGAAAGCCAAAUGCAGUAAAAAGACAUAAAAUAAGGAUUUUACUGAAAAACUGGUAGGAAUUUGUAAUCUCAUGUUCAUGACAGGGGAGAAAGCCCAGCUGGAGCAACACGCUGAGCACUGUGAGCUUUUCUCCCAGUGCAUGUCUUUUCCAAACCAAGAGGGUUUCCUGCUUUUCCCUAUAGUGUUCAAGAAAGGGAGACACUGGCCAGGGAGUUACUGGAAGGACGUUCUCCCAGCUGCCACAUCUCUUGCUCAGCUAAGAGCUCUCAGCACACCUAAGGCCUGUCCUUGCAUGUUCCAGAGGAGCACCCAAGAGAUCCAGCACGUUGCUGUGCUCUCCAGGCAGCCGAGAUGGGACAGGAGCCCAGCUGUCCCAAGGGCUGCCCUGCCCCUGGUCCACCUUCCUGCCUUCAGGCUCAAACCAGUAAGAAAGCUCAGGUGAGCGAUACACUAAAAACUUCCAGGCAUGAAGCUGAGGCUGGAGCAGAGCUGGCUCAGAGCCUGGGCUUGGUGGAGCAUGUGUUCUCUGCCCAGAUGUGCCAGGCUGCCCUCUGAGUGUUUAUGACCCUCUUCCAUGGAUUAAUUUAAUGGAUUAUUUCCAGUAACAUGGCUCAGAAGGUACCCUUCCAACUUCCAGUUGCUGCCUUGCAGAGUAUUCACUGGGACCCUGAGGCCAUGGGGACCUUUGUCUGGGGCAGGGGUGUUUUUGGGAUGGGCACAGUGCAGGGGCAAACUUCCCUAUGGAUCUUGUGAAGGGAGGGCAGCCAAUGCACAUAAAUGCACAUAAAAAGACAACUGCAUUGCCCAAUUUCCUCUAUCUAAAAAUGGUUGAAUUUUCUCCCUCCAUCUUAAACAGUCAAAAAGAAAACAGGAACUGCAAGGGCCCUGGCAGGCUUUUUUUUUUCCCUUAAUCGAACUGGAU